Messenger RNA from Pelodiscus sinensis (Chinese soft-shelled turtle), 1157 nucleotides. RefSeq names its product SPC25 component of NDC80 kinetochore complex (gene SPC25). NCBI's taxonomy places the organism in Eukaryota, Metazoa, Chordata, Testudines, Trionychidae. The record is from RefSeq and is a predicted model, not a curated record. Gene Ontology annotation, cellular component: Ndc80 complex. Gene Ontology annotation, biological process: chromosome segregation.
CGCCGGCGCGCCACGAGCAGGUCACAGGCGCUGGCCUCCCGCAGCCUGAGCAAGGCACCAAGCGCUGUGUAGCGCCCAGCCCGCCGCAGGCAACCAGCCCCACUUGCCUGGGGCGCUGCUGGGUCCCACACAGCGCUGCUAGCGGCACGGGCUGGCCAUGCACCCUCCCUCGGGCGGCUCCGACCCAGCCAGCAUCGCCCCCCCCCCAGCGUCUGACAAGCCCUCGCCCCCCGAGCAAGGGGGCGGGGCUGGGUGAAGAGGAGCAAGCCCCAGAGAGCUGCGCGAGCAGGACGUCGUGAAGGGCAGAGGCGCGAGGAGCACUAUGUCCCAGAUGAAAACAGAAGAUGAACUGAUUCUUUUUGAAAAAGAGAUCAAGGAAUUUUGGACAAAAUUCAAAAGCAUUUGUGGUAGUGAACAAAUCAACCAGGUUUUGGGACUAAGAGAAUCCUGCAAGGAGUCCAUAAAAGCACUUUCAGAGAAGUGGUCCAAGAAGUUAAAAGAAGGGGAUCUAAUGGUUGACAAAAUUCAGGAGUACAGAAAUGAGAUCAUCCGACAGAACCAACUCACUGAAGAAAAGCAAGAUUGCUUAACUGAAAUGAAUUCUAAAAUAAAGGAUGAAGAAGAACAAAAAAGAGCCUUAAUUGAUAGCAUCCGAGAGCUCAAGGAAGAAUUGACCAAAAAAAGGGAAAUUAUGUCUGCUAAAAACAAGGCCACCAAAGAGAAGCUGGAAAGAUUGAGUAAGUCUAAAGAACUGUUUGAAGAGCGACUUGGGCUAGAAAUACGCAGAAUUCAUGAUGAACAGUUACAGUUUAUAUUUCGAUGUAUUGACCACCAAGAUCCUGACAAGCCAUACAUGUUUACUCUCUGUAUAAAUGAACAGGGAGACUAUGAAGUGACAAGCAGCUCUCCUCAUCUGGAUUGUAUAACAGAACUCCAGGUAAAAGUGAGAGAAACCAACAACUUUGCUGCAUUUGUUGCCAACAUCAGAAAAGCUUUUACAGCUUUGUCCUAUAAGUAACCUGCAAUUAUAUGUAAGACUGUCUUGUCCCAAUUUACAUUCCCUGCCCUUCCUGUUUGUACUAGCAUAAUAUUGGAAUGAAAUAAAUAUUGAUGUAUGUUUUAAUAUUCUAUUUUCUAAAUAAAGAAAAAUGGUCAAA